Molecule: messenger RNA, 1351 nt
Organism: Haliotis rufescens (red abalone)
Lineage: Eukaryota; Metazoa; Mollusca; Gastropoda; Lepetellida; Haliotidae
Product: vitelline envelope sperm lysin receptor-like
Exons: 10
Coding region: 70-1299 (409 amino acids)
Source: RefSeq, a predicted model, not a curated record
AAACGAAAAUCACGUGAAAAUACAUUCUCCUCGCACGUGAGAAACGACGCAAGUCUCACAUCACCGGCCAUGGACCGACUUGCAGAGCUCGUUGGCCCGACUCUCCUUGUACUUAGUCUGUUAGGUCUGUCGGAGGGCCAGAUAGGUGGACACUACCAAAUUAAAGUCAAGUAUAAUUGCCCGGCAGAAGCUCGUGGAGAUGUCCGGGUGACGAUUGUAACGGAUGUCCCCGAAACCUACCCAUACGCCGUCUGCAAUGGUCGCUUUGGCUUCGAUUUCAUUCGUUUGAACACUCAUACGUGGUACAUUGAUGUCCAUUUCGAAACGUACGAUCCAAGGGAUGUUUGUUCUUUUGAGCAAAAUGAGAGGGAAUCCUAUACCUUGAGGGUGUAUGUCCCUACGUCGAAUGGGUUGGUGAGCACGGGUAUCCCAACUAACGUGGUCACUUGCAACUAUCAACCGCAGGUGGAUGCCGAUACCCCGGAGAAUCUCAUCGUAUCUAGCCUGGCUGAGAGCAAGAAGCCGGUAAAACAGUUGAUGAGCAACAUGGGGCCACUUAGCAAGUCGGGCGUGGACCUGUUUGUUGCAGACAUCACCGGCCAGAGACUGAGAGGCAAUUACCAUAUCGGCCGGCUCGUCAGGCUGAAAGCGAGACUCAUCGGGAACUUUCCGGCUGAAACAAGCUUCCAUGCUGUAUCCUGUAAAGCCAUCAGUGGCAAGGAGACGUACGUGGUGCUGAAUGGAGGAUGUGGAGAUGGAACAAUAUUUGACCGAUACAAUGGUUUCACAACCACGGGGAAGGUCUCCGUCAGCCCGAUCUUCCGAUUCUUUCGCAUGGGAUGGUCCCUGCCCUUGAGCUUUGAAUGUAUAUUUGUCAUCUGUAAGAACUGCGACGGGGAUUCGUGUGAAGACCCAGUCCGCCGGAGGCGUCAUUUGGGCCCAUAUGAGGAAAAAGACACAUACAAGAACAAACAUAUCAUGACUGCAAGGGUAGACAUACCUACAUCCCGGCAAACUCAUCUCACCAAUCUCAUUACACACGAAAGCCCAGUUGCUCCCGAGGACACAACUUCAAGAAUAGUAGCUGAGAAGGACAUUCCCGGUUCAGAAGUGACAGAAGACCUCAUACUGACCGUAGUGAUGGCUUCCAUCAUUCCCUUGGUAUCUCUGGUUGUGAUAAUGCUGAUCUUCAUCGUCGCCAUAUCUCGUGUCCUUCGCUCCAUGACGGUCAUGUACAGGGAUUUGAAUAGACAGCAUCAGCAGAUCAUCGACCAAGACAUAAAGGAAGACAUUAAAUAGGAUGCUAUUUGAUGAACCAUUUGACAAUAAACGGAGGAACGUAUUCUGCCUA